Solea solea (common sole) is the source of this 3042-nucleotide messenger RNA. It is a transcript of the gene c19h2orf42, whose product is annotated as chromosome 19 C2orf42 homolog. Gene Ontology annotation, cellular component: nucleus. The record is from RefSeq and is a predicted model, not a curated record. The coding region runs from base 119 to 2032 and encodes 637 amino acids. The transcript is spliced from 8 exons. NCBI's taxonomy places the organism in Eukaryota, Metazoa, Chordata, Actinopteri, Pleuronectiformes, Soleidae.
UGGGCACUGUCGUUACAGGCGCAAUGCAGUUGUCGGGAUGUAAGGAGGAAUGGCGACGGUUGAGGCGGUUUUUGGAGGCCAGACGGCAGCAGAGCACAGUUAAUCUCUCAGACCCAAAAUGGAGACAGAAGUAAUGAUGUCCUCCUCACCGAGCCUGGUCUCAGCCUCCAUGCCACAGACUCUGACCACUCAGGCCAACUUGGCCUCAAAGCAGCGAGAAUGCAGAAAGACCACAUCCAUGACUCCUGCCUUCCUCUCCAACCUGGGCAGGGCCACCCUGCGGGGCAUUCGUAGGUGUCCCCAGUGUGGUGUCUACAAUGGCACCCGGGGGCUCAGCUGCAAGAACAAGGCCUGCGGCGUGUCCCUCAGAAAUGCCUCGGCAGCAGGUAGAAACAGAAAGAAAUGUGCGGUGGAGGUGGUGAAAGUGAUAAUAGACAGUGAGGAGAGAGACGGGAAAGAGCACGAGGGAGGAGGCGUCCUGGGCGGUGGCUCAGGGGGAGGAGUUCAGGUGUUUUCGGUGUGCCACAGAGGAAGAGGUUCCACAGCUACACAGCUGGGCUUUGUUGAGCUCGUCCCAACAGACACUGCUAUCGCAACCGGUGACGGCGCCACCCUGCUGACCCGGAUCAACCUCGGCCGCUGCUUUUUGCCUUCUUGCAAACAGGGUCAGCGGUCGAACCAGGGUGAGGCAGACGCGUCGGUGACCAGCUCCAAACAGUCCUCUGACAGUCUCUGCGUCCACAUCAAACAAGCCAUUGAGUGUCAGAGCAGCGCAACACCGCUCACCCUGAAGAGCUCCGUCCUUGAGGGUCUGCAGGCCUCCAUCCAGGCCAGGGAGGAGCUGUGGAGGCUGGCCACGGAGUCUCCAGGACCGCUGGUGCAGCGCGUUUCGAAGGACACGCUGGUGGUGAAGUGUCACACAGAUUCCCAGCAUCCUCUGGGGCUUCUGCAUCUCUCUGUUGGUGCGGGUGGACUGUCUGAGGCUUUAAAGAGUGAGAAAAGAGGCAGAGAGAUGCAGCAGCAGCAGCAGCACGGCAUCUUCCACUGUGCCUGCCAGGUCAGCAUCAGCAGAAGAAACAAACCAGGUGUUGAUGGAACAGGUGGAGUCGCCGGCUUUCACUCAUCCACCAGCUCGACGGCGCCACAGCCCUGCCUCCACUUCUACGCCUGCGUGUGCGCUUUUGCGAGUGACGAGAAGUUGGCCUCUGAGUUCGCUCCGUUCAUCGGCUACACGCCCAGUGUUGAGCAGACGGCUGCUUCCACUGUUCUAACCGGUCACAGCGAUAAGACUUUGCAUCAGGCCGAACCAGCCAACUCUCUUCAUAAAGCAAAGAAACUUCGUCAAGAUGAAUCCCUUUCUGGUGGGACACAGGCAGUGGACGAGCACACAGUGACGUUGGGUUUCCAACAGUGGCUGGCAAGCGUCACAGAGAGGAUCCACCAGAUGAUGCACUACCAGUGUGAUGGGAAACCACAGCCUCUCGUGUACCACGUCCCCCAAGACUUCUUUAACGCGCUGCAGCAUCGUCUGUCCCUCGGAUCAAAGAAGAGGAGGCUGCCAAACUUUACAACAGCGUUUGUGAGGAACGAUGGACUUCCUGUCAGCUCUUUCUCCAAGUACACCUGGCACAUCACCAACCUCAUGCAGGUCAAACGCAUCUUUGACACUCCAGAGCUUCCUCUGGAGCUCCAUCAGAGUUUCGUCAAAAACAUGGAUGGAUCUUAUUCAUGUUUCCGCUGCCCCGACCCUCCGCCUGAACCAGAGUUACCAGAGGGAUACAGGACCGACCGGCCGCAGACGAUACGACCGAUGGAAUUCCGCACCUUCCUCAAAGUCGGACCCGGCACGCCCGAGCAGAAGGAGGCCAGUCCGUUUGUGAUCGAGUGGAUCCCGGACGUUCUCCCCCGCUGUCAGAUGGGAGAACUCAGGAUCGGCUUUGAGUUUGGUCACCAAAAGAGCGGUCAGCAAGACUACUGUGAAAAAACGAGUGCAGCAGAGAAAGGGGGUCGUAACAAGGCCGACUCCACCUAGUCCAAGCACAUCAAGGCUGUUGACGUCCUGCAGGUGGUCGACUAACGGUCCUCCAGUCUGUCCGGCUGCAGUCACUUUGUCAUUGACAUAAAGAGUUAAUGUCUCACACAUGUAUUUGUGUUACAAUAUGCAACGUAUGGAUAAUCAAUUUUAGAGUCCAUUAACGACAGUAUUUGUUUUUGUUGUGAGGUUCUUAUUUUACGACAGAUAUGCACACUCUGUAUAUAGAUUUUGCAAAUGUUUUAUUUUUUUUAUAGUUCAUUAACAGAACAUGUUUGUCUAAGACAGAUCACACACACCGGAGUCUGGAGCGUUUGAAGAUGUACACAAAUGUACAUGAAGUUACAUGAAGUUACUGAUCCCAUUUGUUAACGUUCCCUAAAUGUGUGAAAAUAUGUAUGUUUGUAUGUUUUUUUUUAGUCCCUCUUGUUUUGAUGCAAACAAUAGAGAAAAUAAAGAAAACAUUGAAAGGAUGAAGAUGUCUCUUUAUUUUGCAGUGCUGGAAAGAAUAUUUUACAUUGAAAUGCUACCUAAAUAUUUGCCUUAUAACCAUCCAAAUCUUUCUCUCAACUUAAACAAACAUGAAAAGCUCAUAAAACAGACAAAAACUAAAACAAACACCGCAUACAGAACAGUGUAUAUUGUCAUAUUUAACAGUUUCUCAACUAAAAAUACAUUUUCCUUUUCUCGAAUUGUCGAAACAUUUGACCAAAUAUUAACAUUUAAGGGGUUAAUGAAGCAUUUGCAAUAAACUAUCUACAUAUUUUAAUGAUAUACUGUACAGGAAAAAUCAUUUUGACUAUAAAAAAAACCCCAAGGUACUCUAGAUUAGUUUUACAUGAUUAAAUUAUACAUAGAUAUACAUCUAUUGAUGUAAUUCCUGCUGCAUAAAACAGUUCUGAAUUCUUAUGGUGAGAUACUGAAUGUCACCAGCAGGUGGAGACAUAAGCUUGCCUAAAGCGGAGAGUGGCCUAACAAAGAGUUGCAAGCAAACAAGUAGGGCAAAUGGA